CGGUCAUGUGAUCAGCUGUGUCCAAUCACAGCUGAUCACAUGGGGCAUGUACACUGAUCAUCUGGGCACUGAUGAUCAGUGUGCCCUGAUGAUCAGUGUAGCCGCAGCAGUGCCACCUGUCAAAGUCCAUCAGUGCCAGCUGUCAGUGCCUAUCAGUGCCACGUGCCAGUGCCUAUCAGUGCCACAUCAAUGCCGCAUACCAGUGCACAUCAAUGCCACAUAUCAGUGCCCAUCUGAGCUGCCUUUCAGUGUCAUCCAUCAGUGCCAGUCAGUGCCACCUAUCAAUGUCAAUCAGUGCCACCUAUCAGUGCUGCCAAUCAGU
This is a messenger RNA of Staurois parvus, 322 nucleotides long. NCBI's taxonomy places the organism in Eukaryota, Metazoa, Chordata, Amphibia, Anura, Ranidae. The record is from the annotation of a GenBank genome assembly.